ACGUUAGGGCGGAACUCAUACCAGGAAUCCAAAGGAGCGAGACGACGAACAAUAUACUGUGGUAAGCAUAUCAGGGCCACACGCUGAAGCUUCGCGAAGUUCACAGAAUCACUUGCCAACUUUAAGCUGCUUUACCGUGGGUACGUUGUGUAAAGUUCUGUCCCGACCGAAGAUGUCGAAACUAACGAACGUGGUAAUCUUCGUACUGAUUGCUUUCGUGCAACUUGGAUCCUGUCUUCAGUGCUAUAAAUGCUCUGGAGAUUCAACAGAAUGUAACAGUGGAGCAGCAAAAGAGACAUGUCUUACAGGAUUCACCAGUUGUGCAUCCCUGGUGUUAAACAGUGCCGAGAGCAUGCAUUUUAUGUUUGGGUGUGCCAAGCCUCAAGACUGUGACGCUGCAGCAGCUCUCUGUACUGAAGUCACGAAAGACGGUUCGCAAAUCACUUGUAACGCCACGUGCUGCAGUGGAAAUAAUUGCGUCACACCGUAUCCUAAAGCUCAUAAGCCCAGAAAGUGCUACGAAUGCGCAUCAAUGGCAGAGUGUGACGCAGCCACACCCAAAGUAUGUCCCAAUGUUGACGAUCGCUGCUACAAGGUAUCCACUGAAGUCACCCACAAAGAAGUUAACGUCGAGUUAACGACAUACAGUAAAGGGUGUGCUACAAAGAGCCAAUGCGAUAACAAAGACGCCCAUUUCUUCUACCAGACAUGCGCAGCAGAUGACGACAGUUCUUGCGACAUGACCUGUUGUGAAGGGGACAUGUGUAAUGCUGGCUCCAAUUUUGUGGUCAGCGCAUUCACUUUGCUGGCAUGCGCACUUUUUGCAGUUGUUCGUUUAUAAAGAAUUAGUAUUUACAAUAUCACGCGAGUGAUUUGUGAAUUGUGAUGUUGAUAUCUCCUAUAUAUUCGGUAUCUUUUUCCUCAUAAUAUAGGCAUUUUAGUCUCAGUACAGUUUAAUCAAAGCUUUACCUCACACGUAAAUCUUAGGUAUUAGAAAGGAGGCAAAUAGUUCUUUUUUGUACAUUUUACUUCAUUUUAAUGAUAAAUUGCUAGUCUGAUUUCCAGCUUGUGAAAUAAGGUAAGGUAAAGUCUGCAUCGGACCAAGUUAUCUAUGCAACCGGAGCCUAUCCAGGUUUCCUUAGCAUUAAGCGACUGGGAAACAAAUAAGUUAGUUGAGAUGCCAAUCGCCCUUAUCCUGAUUUUUCAUACACUUGGAUGAAGAAAAGGACUAUUAAAGUGUCUUUAUUACCUAAGAACACAACACAAUGAGCCCAUGUAGCCUGGGCUCAAACUUGGACACUGCGACUCCUCGGCUUGUGAAAUACUUCACCCAAAAUAGUAUUUUGACACUAAUUUGGGUGUAGUAUUUUACCAGUAUUUGACUAGAAAGUGUGUUCGGCUAAGUAUGGAAAAUCGAUUCAACUGACGGUUAUUUUUGUAGUAUUAUGCAAUAAAGGAAUCUUGUUUUUCA
Messenger RNA from Orbicella faveolata, 1471 nucleotides. RefSeq lists its product as uncharacterized. The record is from RefSeq and is a predicted model, not a curated record. NCBI's taxonomy places the organism in Eukaryota, Metazoa, Cnidaria, Anthozoa, Scleractinia, Merulinidae.